Molecule: messenger RNA, 426 nt
Organism: Suillus fuscotomentosus
Lineage: Eukaryota; Fungi; Basidiomycota; Agaricomycetes; Boletales; Suillaceae
Exons: 1
Coding region: 111-380 (89 amino acids)
Biological process (GO): Mo-molybdopterin cofactor biosynthetic process
Cellular component (GO): cytosol
Source: RefSeq, a predicted model, not a curated record
UUUACCUUGGAUCCACCUCAAGCAUCGUGUCCGUGUACUAUUAAUAGAGAUCUUAGGAUGAUUCGCCUACUAGGGUCUGCCUGGGGAAGACUAGGCCAAAGCCAACCAUCAUGAGCCAACCAGAAAUCACCGUUCUCUACUUUGCUGCUGCCUCAACAGCGACUGGCUUGACGGAACAAUCGGUCACCCUCCCUGCCUUGCAAUACCCACUCUCCUCAUUGAGCAGUUUCUUGGCGUCAUUGCAUCCGGACGUCGGCCUAGACAAGAUCCUUCAGUCUAGCCAAUGGAGCGUAAAUGCAGAGAUGGUGGACAACGUUGAAGAGGUGACAUUGAUGGGAGGAGAAGAAGUCGCUAUCAUCUGCCCUGUGUCAGGUGGAUAAGAUCGCCAGAAAUAUCUCUCAGAAGUCUCGUGGUACAUUGCAGGUG